Molecule: messenger RNA, 1164 nt
Organism: Aureobasidium vineae
Lineage: Eukaryota; Fungi; Ascomycota; Dothideomycetes; Dothideales; Saccotheciaceae
Source: the annotation of a GenBank genome assembly
AUGGCGCCAACAAACGGAAGCACGAUCACGAAGACACCCAUCGAAGAUGCCAGUAAAUUCAUCACCAAUAUUCUGAUUCAGCAGCAGCAGUACUACUGUCUCGAGUUUCUAUGCCACUUUCGCAUACUCGACCACCUCCCGAGACUUCCCGGCAGCGCAUCGUACGCAGACAGUGCUGCGCGAGCCGAUGUACCAGUAUCGAGACUCAGAGCAGUUGUAAGAAUGGCCAUGAUAACCAAGUUUCUCGCCGAGACUAGCGAUGGGAGACUGUCGCAUAGUGCUCUUUCCACCUGUUUCACCGAGAGCGCGCACCUUCGUAUCCAGCUGCAGCAUAUGGUAGAGCAGACGACAAAGCUCAUGGCCUCCNNCCUCACCNNAAAAGCGACUGAGAUGUGGGGAGACACAAAAGUCGCGAAUCAGACAGCAUACAACCUUGCCAUGCGAACCGGGCUGCCUUUCUUUGAGCACCUCAAAUCGCAGCCGGAGUUGGGGGCCGAAUUUGACUCGUACAUGAAGAGUCAAGCUGUAGUCAAUCCCGGGGCCAAAGCCGACUAUCUGCUGCGAGGCUAUGACUGGGCUCAACUGAGACCCGAUGCCACUGUCGUGGACGUCGGUGGUGGAGGAGGCGACGUAGCUGUCAUCUUGGCUACCGAGCACGUACAUCUCCGCAUUAUCGUACAGGAUCUGCGAGGCCCAAUUGGAAGUGCUCAAGGCCAGGUUGACACCAUACACCAGACGAUCAAACACAGAAUCGAGCUUUGCGAACACGACAUGUUCGACGUCCAACCUGUCAAAGGAGCAGAUGUCUACUUCUUGAGGACCAUUAUCCACGACUGGCCUGACCAAGAAGCAAUUCUGAUACUUCGCCGCCUUGUCGCUGCCAUGGGACCCUACAGUCGCAUCGUUAUCAUGGACAUGGUUCUGCCUGCUCCUGGUACAGAGUCGCCGUUUUCCGAGGGCGCCUUGAGACAAAAGGACCUGGCCAUGAUACAGACGUUCAACGCGAAGGAAAGAGAGUCUGAAGAAUGGCACACCCUUAUCAAUGAUGUGGACUCAAGACUGCAAAUCCGCGAUAUCCGUCGCCCUGAGGGCUGUCUGCUUUCUGUCAUUGAAAUUGGGUUCCGCCUUGAUUCUUCGGGAAGUCACAACGGGCAUGGACAGUAG